GGUACCGGUGUCAGAGAUCAGCGUGAAAGGCGGAGGGGUUAGAGUCUCUAAAUGUGUCGGCGCUUUUAGGCAGUAACUGUGUAAAAUAGCCCUGCCUGGUCGGUUUCCGGAAGGCCGUGUGGUUGCUUUUAUAUAUAUAUAUAUUUUAUUGGUUACGGUGACAGUGAUCCGACUGGCACAGUUUACUGCACCCCACCGUGAGCAGAGCGCUGCACCUCGCUGAAUACUUUAGAAAAAAAGUCGGCUCCGUUUCGCCAUCGCCUGAGAUCAUUUGUCGUGUACACGCCACUUUAUUUUAAAAAUAAUCACAAUAAAGUGGAUCUUAUUCGUCGCGGUUGCCUGCGUUUCUGGGGUUAGCGAUGUUCUAGAGCGGGAUCCGUGCCCGGGGAGUACACGUCGCCUGUCCGGCCCGCCCGGAGUGUGCCUGGAUCUGCGGCGGAGUUGGCUCGGGGAGGCCAUGGCCGUGAAGCUGACCACGCAGGCCUACUGCAAGAUGCUGUUGCACGCUGCCAAGUACCCGCACUGCUCGGUGAACGGGCUGCUGGUGGCCGAGAAGCAGAAGCGCCGGGAGGGCCAGGCGGGGCUGUGCGUGGACUGCAUCCCGCUCUUCCACGGCCCCCUCGCCCUGGCGCCCAUGCUGGAGGUGGCGCUGACCCUGAUUGACAGCUGGUGUAAGGAAAACAGAUAUGUGAUAGCUGGGUAUUAUCAAGCCAAUGAGCGCAUUAAGGAAAUCAGACCUAACCAAGUCGCAGAGAAAGUGGCUGCCAGGAUUGCAGAAAACUUCAGCGAAGCCGUGCUGAUCAUGGUGGACAACAAUAAAUUUACCAUGGAUUGCUUUGAGCCAAUAAUUACUGUCUAUGAGCACCACGACAACAAGUGGAAAUGCAGGGACUCAAAUUUCGACUGCUGUGAGGACUGGAUUGAAGCGCAGAAGAUCACGGCUGCUCUUCUGGAGGGCAGGUCGUACGAGAGCCUGGUGGACUUUGACAAUCACCUGGAUGACCUGAGGAAUGACUGGACUAACCCCGAGAUCAACAAGGCCAUCCUGCACCUCUGCUGAGGGCUCCAGAAGCAGGAACACUCUUCAGAGCCAUUGCUGCCCAACAGAACUGGGAUCUUUUUGCUUUUUGUUCCCCCCCGUGAACUGUUUUUCAUGAGCAGAGCUGUCUGUGCACAGGCGAUGCUGACUAAACAAUGAGUGUUUAGAAGAGUCCGGAAGCAGGGGUACCCGGUAUCACAUCUGCAGUUUUAAUGUGAUGGAAAGUAAUCAGGUUUCUAUUGAAAUAACAGGUAUCCUUCAGACAGCUGUGUAUGUGGAAUCACGGGCGUGGUGAGUCGUAGUUUCUCAUGGCUGUUUCUGUGUAAACUUGUGAUGUACUGCUGUUCGGGUGCAACACUACUGCUGUACUGCAGUGGCAUUAGUAAUUAAUAGUUAAAAGACUAUAUUGAAGGGAUUAAUUAAUUAAAAAUGGUUAUUCCGGUAAUGUGCAGAUUCAGAUGAUUAAGACAAGAGGUAGACUAAUUGUAUUCCUGAAAUUACAAUUUACAAUUAAUUUUUUUUUAUUUGAUAGCCUUGCCUGUAAAUUAGAUUUCCUAGUGUGUAUAAGUCAUGUUGUUCCUAGAACUAUUCUUGAGUGCUUCCUGUCCAGGUUUAGGAAUAGCAUUUGUUGUUAGAAUUCCAUCAUGUAUGAUGUUUAAAAUUGUAUUUCCGAAUCAAAAUUGUCAUUGCAUUUUUUAACCUUUUAGCCAGACUAUACAGAAAACUAAAGUAGUCAUUUUUGACUUAUGUAAAUGCUGCUUUUGACCAUUUCCUUUGAAUAUAAAGAUUGACCUGACUUUUUAGUCUAUUAGACUAGCACAUGACCACAGUGAAAUAGAACAUUCUACUGAGAACCAGGAAACGUGAGUGGAAUCUUUGGUGCAUCAUUUCAUUAUCUUAGAAGACUUAAUUGAUACAAAUUCUUUAAAAAAAUCAAAGUCAUUUUUAUAGUCCUAAGCAUCAUAACUGUUUCACCUGAAUUACGUAGCUGCCGCAAUUGGCACCACAGAUUCGUCUAAAUUUAGGAAAUUGUUUAACCUGUUUUUUUCUUUCAAGUUAAAUGCUAAUUUUAAAACACCACAGUAAGAUACAUUUUUGUUGUGCUAGAAGAAUUCUUUAUUGACCUUCCCGGAGCUUCUCCCAUUCUGUGUGCUCCGGAGGUGGCUUUGGGAAUGCAGCGCUGAGGAAAAGGUGGAGCGAAACGAAUGGGGGAUGUUUUCUGUGAUAACGGCCUUCAGACAGGGGGCCUGACAGGACAGCAUUGUCCAUGGCCAUCACUGUGGACACACAAGAAAAAUGAGUAAUUAAGGAAAUUAACUACAGAAGUGUGGAAUUUACUACCAGUAAUGAUAGUCUCCAUUUACUCUAAACUGUAAAAGCCAUCUCUUCCAUCUCAUCAUAGGUCAUCACUUCAGUUUUGCCAGUGAACAUUAUCUACUUAACGGUUAACUAGUUAUUGGCCAGAUACUUCACACCUGUCCCCAAUUAAAUGCUGGCAUCAUGAACUGUGUAAUUUGCAGUUGGCAGGCUGGUUUAAAGUUUUGUUUUAAUCUGAGCUUUUAGCUCAACAUGUGAACAGCCAUGUUAUCACAUUGAUGUGAAUGUCUACAAGAAACAUAUUAUCCAGAGUGAUAAUUCACAAUAUGCACAAUUCUCUUCAAAAUGCAAUAUUUCCUAAGAUCCUUAAAUAGUAUGGGUAUGUAUCAAUAGUUUUCAUAACCAGCAUGAAAAAAAAAACAGAUUUCUUGGACUAAUAGCUGCAGAUGAGGACAGUCUACUAAUUUGUGGUACAGUAUGUCUGCCAAAGUCAUUUAAAUGUAAUAGGCAUGGAAAUGCUCAGGAUUUUUAUCUUAUAGGAUUCAUAUUCAUUCUGGACCCUGAAAAACUCAACAAGAUGUUGAUUUUGAACUGUUUGAAGUUGUUGAAGCCUUAUAAAAUAUUUAGUCUUGUGUUUGAAAACCUUAGUGUUAUUCAAUUCAAUAUUCAAAUGGUCUGGGAGCCAUUGGUUUGCUAAAAAUAAUUUAGAAAAUGUAUAAGAUUUGUGUGUUAUAAUUUAUAUGCAUUUCAUAACCUCAGAGUUAAUCCCAUGUAUUGUAGUCUGGUAUUUUAAUUCCCAAUUGCUGUAUAAAUCUGAUAAAGUCCAAUCGUUUUAUCUUCCAGAUCAGGUUUUAGACCACAGUCAUCUUAAAAUGUAAAUUAGAACUAAUAAAAUGUUUUUAAAAUCUA
This is a messenger RNA of Lepisosteus oculatus (spotted gar), 3265 nucleotides long. RefSeq names its product ER membrane protein complex subunit 8 (gene emc8). The record is from RefSeq and is a predicted model, not a curated record. NCBI's taxonomy places the organism in Eukaryota, Metazoa, Chordata, Actinopteri, Semionotiformes, Lepisosteidae. Gene Ontology annotation, cellular component: EMC complex.